Messenger RNA from Scaptodrosophila lebanonensis, 2657 nucleotides. RefSeq names its product GPI ethanolamine phosphate transferase 1 (gene PIG-N). The coding region runs from base 1 to 2643 and encodes 880 amino acids. NCBI's taxonomy places the organism in Eukaryota, Metazoa, Arthropoda, Insecta, Diptera, Drosophilidae. Gene Ontology annotation, molecular function: mannose-ethanolamine phosphotransferase activity. The record is from RefSeq and is a predicted model, not a curated record. The transcript is spliced from 2 exons. Gene Ontology annotation, cellular component: endoplasmic reticulum membrane. Gene Ontology annotation, biological process: GPI anchor biosynthetic process.
AUGUGGGGUUUAUAUGCACUAGUUGUGCAUUUGCUGCUGCUGGGCUCCAUAUUCGUAAUAUACUUUCGCUCUCCGGUUAUUGAGGGUCUUCGGCCACAGGUUCCGUUGAAGGCGGCCGGCUUGGAGGCGCCCGCAAAUCGUUUAGUUUUGAUUGUCACCGAUGGACUGCGUGCUGAUUCAUUUUUCGAGCAUAACUGCAACCAUGUGGCGGACCUUCGCGAAAUAUUCAUACGGGAAGGCUUGGUGGGCAUAUCGCGGACACGGGUGCCGACCGAAUCUAGACCAGGACAUAUAGCCUUAAUUGCCGGACUUUAUGAGGAUCCGUCGGCAGUGACGCGCGGCUGGAAAGAGAAUCCAAUUGAGUUCGAUACGGUGUUCAACCGUAGUGGCCAUACCUAUGCUUGGGGUGCGCAGGAUAUUCUGCAUAUUUUUGAGAAACUCGCUGAUGGCGGACGACCGAUGCUGUUUGAUGCCUACAACCACGACUUGGACUUCUCUGGCCAGCAUAAAACGUAUAAGCUUGACGACUGGGUGUUUAAGAGAGUGCAUCUACUGUUGCAAAGGAAACAAAAGGAACUGCGAGCCGCUAAGGAAGUGGUGUUUUUUAUGCAUCUGUUGGGCUUGGAUACAGCCGGUCAUGUGCACAAGCCCGGAACGCCGCUUUUCUUGGAGAACCUCAAUUUUACGCAACAUGGUAUAUGGGAGAUGUAUCAGUACUUUGAGAAGGUUUUCCCAGAUAAACGUACAGCAUAUUUAUUAACCUCGGACCAUGGCAUGACUGACUCGGGGUCUCAUGGUGCAGGUGCACCUCAUGAAACAGACACGCCAUUCGUUCUUUGGGGUGCUGGUAUAACUCACAACGGACCUCCAGCAGAUCGUACUUUUGUGGCCAAUGAUAAGGGCACACGUCUACCUCUACAUGAGCUCGAACAAGCGCAGCUUACUCCAUUGAUGUCAGCUCUAAUUGGCCUGCCGCCACCCAUGAACAACUUUGGCGUAUUGCCCUUAGGAUACAUAAAUGCCAGUGCCAACUACGAGGCACAUGCUGCGCACAGUAACGCACUUCAGCUGCUGGAACAGUUCCGUAAGUUAGCGCAGGAUCACAAGCGUGGUCUGUUUGCGAAAUAUAUGAAUGGCUUCAAGGCACUGGGCCAUUUGGAAAUUGAGAUCUAUGAGCGUCAAGCUAAAGAACUGUUGGAGAGAGGCAAAUACCAGGAAUCGCUGACAAGCAGCGGCAUGGUAAUGAAAUUGGCGUUGGAUGGUAUUGAUUAUUACCACGGCUAUUAUCGUAACGCACUGCUCUUCAGUACUACGGCCACAUUUGUGGGUUGGAUACUAUAUCUCUAUCAACUUCUGGCGGUGGAUAAAACGCUGUACUCCAGCGCACCAGCAAAAGAUGAUGCUUCAGCGGACACUGCCAUGCUAACAAUAGGAAUUGCGGUUGCUAUACUUAUUAUCUUUAUAUUGCUGCAGGGCGUUUCAUUGUCCAUUGGACUUUAUUUAUUGCUGCCGCUGUUCAUUUGGCUGUUGCCCAUCAGACAACGCGUACAUAAUAUUAAUGCCCACAAAACUGUACGAUUUGCAUCGAAGACGCAAUUGUUGGUGCUUAUUGCGUGCGCCGAACUGCUGGUAUUUACAUUUUUCGAGCGUCGAUUGAUCUCAUUGUGUUUCGUUGCCUUUGCUUGCUACAGCAAUUGGGGCAAGUUUAAGACGAACACUCUGCAAUAUUACGUUUGGCUGUUGCUCAUCAUAUGCCUGAGCGGCUUCCCGCUGCUGCCACCAUCUGUGGGCUAUCAGAAUAUGUAUUUAAUGAUCGCUGGCAUAUUAAUUAUCCUGCUGCGCGCCUUUGUACUCUGCAGACAUCGGUAUAGCUGGCACACUAAAUUUUGUAAUAUCUCAAUACUAUUGAUCACAGCUGCCUGUGUGUUUUUGCACACAAAUCAAAUGGGUGUGCCGCUUCCACUACAGCUUGCCGCAUGGCUAUAUCUGAUCUAUGCGUUUGUCUCGAUUCUACUUAGCAAGGACACAUCGCUGGAAUCGCGUCUCGCGCAUAUUUUCUUCAAUCUGGGCACACUCUACACACUGCUAUGCACAUCAUACGAGUCGCUCUUCGUUCAUUUGUUGGCCAUUGAACUGAUGCUGUCUUUGGCGACUCAAGAAGCUCAGGAGGAGGCUGCGCCACAGCGAAAACAGCUUCAAACAUCCUUUCGGCUGGCCUUUACAAUUCUACUAUACACAUUUUUCUCGCUUUUCGGAAGCGGCAAUAUUGCGUCCAUUAGCUCAUUCGAUCCGAACAUUGCGCGUUGCUUCCUCAGCCAUUUUGCACCAUUCGUCAUUAUGGGAUUGGUGCUGCUGAAGCUCAUCCUACCGGUGGUGCUGAAUAUGUCCAUUAUAUACACAUAUUGCGACUAUGUGCGUCAGCAUGAACGCCAGUUUUUCAUCUGUCUGCUGCUCAUCUGUGAUAUAAUGGGCCUAAACUUUUUAUUCAUGGUGCGUAAUAGUGGCUCCUGGCUGGAGAUUGGAUCUUCUAUAUCGCAUUUUGUUAUCAUGGAGAUUACGACGUUGGUGCUGCUGCUGCUAGCCUAUUUGGCCAAGCUGCUGCUCAAACUAACAACCAUAAAGAAAAUAAAGAGUAAAGCUUAGUUUUACACAUUACU